Molecule: messenger RNA, 1837 nt
Organism: Neohortaea acidophila
Lineage: Eukaryota; Fungi; Ascomycota; Dothideomycetes; Mycosphaerellales; Teratosphaeriaceae
Exons: 3
Coding region: 362-1552 (396 amino acids)
Biological process (GO): fungal-type cell wall organization
Cellular component (GO): plasma membrane; fungal-type cell wall
Source: RefSeq, a predicted model, not a curated record
CGAGAUUGGCGAAAGGCAGGGAAAGCUCUGGCCGCGCGUUUUUUCUUUGGGGCAAGGCCUCCUUGUCUGUCUUGCUUGCUCCUUCUCCCUGCGCGCGCCAUUCCAUCUUCACAUUUCACACUUGCACUCUCCAACCACGGCCAUUCCAGCCUCCUUCCUGCUCUUCUCCUCUUCUUCCAUUCACGCGCUGCGCCUUCUCUCGUUGGGUUCAUCGUGAAAGUCGCCCUCCGUCCGCCUUCUCCCCCCUCGCUCGCUGCAUCCCCAACACAUUCAUCCAUCGACACGAAUUGCUUAGCUCGAGCUCUUCGACUCUUGUAAUUUGCGCCCAGCAGUCUUAUUGACCUCACGACCCACGCCCGCAAUGGCCGCACGAUUCCUCCUCCCCGCCCUGGCCCUCGCCGGCUCAGCGGUUGCUGCAACUUGCAGCGGCACCACCACCAUCACCAACCAAGCCCAAGCAACCCAGCUGUCCUCUUGCCAGCAGUGGACGGGCGACAUUGUCAUUGCCGGCUCCGCCGCCGGGGAAAUCGACCUCAACGGCCUCCAGCGGAUAGAUGGCUCCCUCAUCGCCAAGAACAUUGGAAAGUUGACCACCUUCACCGCCGACAGCCUUUCCACCAUCUCCGACACCUUCCAGAUGAUCGAUGUCACCGCCUUGACCACCCUGACCUUCCCCUCGCUUGUGGCGGUGGACACCAUCAACUGGCAGGGCUUGUCCAGUCUGCAGGGAUUGCAAUUCACGCAAUCGGUGCAAAAGGCUACGAAUGUGCAAAUCGUCAACACCCAGCUCUCGUCGCUGGAUGGCAUCGACCUCAACGAGGCCGCCAUCCUCAUUCUCGCCGACAACACUUUCCUCAACUCGGUGAACAUGAAGCUCACCAACGUCACCAACGCUCUGGGGUUCGCCAACAACGGGCCUCAACUGGAAAUUUCCCUGCCCAAUUUGAAGGCCGCCAACAACGUUGCCUUCCGAAACGUCUCGUCCGUCAGCAUUCCUUCUCUCUCCCAAGUGACCGGCUCGCUGGGUUUCUACAGCAGCUACUUCACCACCCUCUCGGCUGCCAACCUCAGCACCGUCGCCAUGACCUUGGCCGUCGUGGGCAACCCGCAUUUGACCUCCGCCAGCUUCCCCCUGCUCACCGCUGUUGGCGGUGGUGUUCAGAUUGCCAACAACACCGCCCUCACCAACGUCGACGGAUUCAAGAAGCUUUCCAAGGUCUUUGGUGCGGUUGACAUGUUCGGCACGUUCACGAGUGUAGCAUUGCCCGCCCUGAACUACGUCAAGGGCGCCUUCUACCUCCUCUCGUCGGGCGACCUCGGCAACUCCUGCACCCGCUUUGAUAGCCUCCACAGCAGCUCGGCUAUCCGUGGGUCAUACGAGUGCCAGGGCGGCCAAGCCGGUGCCUCCACCAAGGGCGGAUCCGAUGGCAACAGCACCAGCGGCGGCAGCAGCAGCAGCAGCAGCAGCGGUCACUCUGGCGCCACCUCGCUCAUCAUCCCAUACACGACCGGCUUCAUCGGCGUGGUGGCAGCCAUCUUUGGCAUGCUUUAAGAGACGCAAACGCGUGCACGUUUUGAGCGAGUUAUGGCUGUAUUUUCUACAGUGCGAUUGCAACUGCGGCGGCGUUACCCAUCUUCUGCCUUUCCUCGCGUGUGUGCACUUUGGGGUCCCGGCCGCGCGAGAGCCUGUCCGUUCCGCCUCUGUCCCUCCUUUCGAACAUGCAUCUGGGGCGCAUGUUGUUUUGAUAGUUUGAACCGGUUUGCAGCAGGGCACAAAAGGAAGGAUGAGGGGGAGGGCUUAUGCACAGACUAAUCACCGAAUUCAAUCAUUCCAUAC